This is a messenger RNA of Xenopus laevis (African clawed frog), 3338 nucleotides long. It is a transcript of the gene wnt16.S, whose product is annotated as Wnt family member 16 S homeolog. The transcript is spliced from 4 exons. The coding region runs from base 202 to 1332 and encodes 376 amino acids. Lineage: Eukaryota; Metazoa; Chordata; Amphibia; Anura; Pipidae. Gene Ontology annotation, biological process: Wnt signaling pathway; canonical Wnt signaling pathway; cell fate commitment. Gene Ontology annotation, molecular function: frizzled binding; signaling receptor binding; cytokine activity. Gene Ontology annotation, cellular component: extracellular region. The record is from RefSeq and is a predicted model, not a curated record.
GCGUGGAGGAAAGACUUGAAACCAAAAGCAAAGAAGGACCUGUCCUCUUGUAACAGUGUCACAGGCAUCAAUUGCUGCACCUGGGCGACAUCUAGCAGCCUGCACACGUGACUCUUAUACGGGAUUGAUAUUCUUUGGGUCUGAAGAUCCCCAUCCAACUCACUUAGUUCCACAGAGACCGUUGGACUCAAUGUACAGGAGAUGGAGAAGGAGUCUCCCAUUGGACUAUCCCAUAUUUGUGUCCUUUUGACUACACUGAUGGCGAUUCUCCCUCUGUCCCAGGGAAACUGGAUGUGGCUAGGUGUUACAUCCUUUGGGGUACCAGAGAAACUUGGUUGCUACAACCUUCCCCUCAGCCUUCGUCAAAAGGAAAUGUGCAAGAAGAAGCCCUACUUGUUGUCCAGUAUAAGAGAGGGAGCCAGACUUGGAAUCCAAGAGUGUAGGAACCAGUUCAAGCAUGAAAGAUGGAACUGCUCAGUUUCACCCACCAUUUCCUCUGGCACUUCAUCAUUUUCCUUAUCUUUCAUAACUUCGUCAUUAGCAUCAGCUCAUACAAUUUUUGGCUAUGAGCUAAGCAGCGGCACCAAAGAAACAGCAUUUAUAACAGCUGUGACAGCAGCAGGACUUGUGCAUUCUGUAACAAGAGCAUGCAGUGCUGGAAAUAUGACCGAAUGCUCCUGUGACACCAGCCUGCAGAAUGGUGGCUCAGCUAGUGAAGGAUGGCACUGGGGGGGCUGCUCUGAUGAUUUACAUUAUGGAAUGUGGUUCAGCAGAAAAUUCCUGGAUGCCCCAUAUAAAAACUCAAGUGGAAGAGACUCUGAUGUACUAAACGCAAUGCACUUACAUAAUAAUGAGGCUGGCAGAGAGGCUGUCACUAAACUGAUGACUGUGGAUUGUCGUUGUCAUGGAGUUUCUGGGUCAUGUGCUGUGAAAACUUGUUGGAAAUCCAUGUCUUCUUUUGAAAAGAUUGGCAAUUAUCUAAAGAACAAAUAUGAAACCAGCAUACAGAUAUCAGACAGACUGAAAAGGAAAGUACGCCGCAAAGAAAAGAAUGACCGGAAGAUACCCAUUUAUAAAGGGGAUCUUGUUUAUACUAAUAAGUCCCCAAAUUACUGCGUAGAGGACCUGAAUCUCGGAAUAUCUGGAACACACGGUAGAGAAUGCAAUCGCACCUCUGAAGGAUCAGAUAGCUGUAAUUUGCUCUGCUGUGGCCGUGGGUACAAUACACAUGUGGUAAGACAUGUGGAGAGAUGUGAGUGCAAAUUCGUGUGGUGCUGCUAUGUACGUUGCAGAAGAUGCGAGAGCAUGACUGAUGUCCAUACCUGCAAGUAACUUUCUCUACAGACAGAAAAGAGCAUGGACAAAUUAUUUACAAACAGUUUUUCUACAGUUACGAAGAUGCAAUCAUAUAACAGUGCUUAUAAAACACAUAUCCUGAAAACAGACCCAAAAAAAUAGUUUGUGCAUUAAACCAUUAAUUGUUUGGAGAGCCAUCAAGCUAGACUACUUUCAUAAGUCUAUUUAUUUUCUGCCACUUAAAAUUACUUAGUUACAGUGACAUUAUGUCCAUCCUAUCACAACAUGCUUGGAUCUUACAUAAAAUCUGUUAGAGAAUACAGGCAUUUCUUAAAGGGUGAAGCAGCCUGGUACACUUAGCACUCACUUUUGUAGAGUAGGGCAAAGGAUGGUGAGAUUCACAUAGGGAAAACUACUGCUUACUCUACUAUAUUCCUUCUGAAAAAUAUACAGAGAAUGCAAAAUGGUAGGAGAUGAACUAAACUUGGGGUAUCUGGGAUCAGAGUAGGUGUGUCCUUUAUCUGUAGGAUUCCAUACAACCUUCCUAAAGACAAAUAGGGCUAGCUUCAGCAUUCCUUUAGAAUAUAGUAAUACUUCAACUUCAAUAUCAAACUUUGCCUGUCCAUGUGUGGGCAAUUGAUUUCAGAAAUUGUAAGUCUGUUCCUGAACUAAAUUUUUCUGCAACUGAUCGCAUUGGUAUGCUGCUAAUGGUGUUUUUAUAUUCCACAGGCAGACUUUUUGACAAAAAUAAAAAUCUAGCCAUGUUUUACGUGAGAAAUAAACACUUGGCUACAAACCAAAAAAGUUGAUUGCUGAAAAUACAAGUGCGUACAGGAAUUAAUUUGCAAUGUUUGCAUUUGAUUGCUUCCCCUUAGUAGGAGAUGAAAGUAAUACAUUUUAUAUUCUAAAAUGUAAUUUCUCUUCUGCAAAACAUGCCUCAUUCACUUCUUUGAUAUUAAAAUGCUGUUAUACAGAACUACAGAGCAAAAAAAAUCAAGGAGUGCAGAGUUACCAAUGCUGUGAAUAAGAGUUUUAACAUUUGCAUUUUACAGUUCUCAUGCUCUGCUUAUUCCAUAUUGACAGUGUUUAGUACUUUUUAAUGACACUCUCAACAAGGAAGGAGACACUUGGGGGCCUAUAUAUUAUGCUAUGUAAAAAUUAGAGACAAGCAUCACCAGUGAUGCUGCCCAUAGCAACCAAUCAGAGCUGCUCUUUUGCUUUCUAACUUGUAAGUGACUGCUGAUCUCUAAUUGCUGAUUGGUUGGUAUGGUCAACAUCCCCAGUGUGUUUUUCUCCAAUGUGUUACAUAGCAUGAUAAAUAGGCCACCUAGGUAAACAUGAAAGAACGGCACCACUGGUUGAAGGGGUGUUUUUAGGCUAAUUAAUUAGCGAGCAUGGCUCAAACAGGAUUGGUUUGCCCCUCUGUGGUUUGGACCCCCCCCCCCGCAAGCCACAACUCCUUUUCUCCAUGAAUGUAUACAUCAGGAUGAGCAGGCAGGACAGAAAAAGAGCAGCAUAUAUGCAGAUCCUUACCAGACACCCCCAGGUUGCCCCAAUGGGUCUACUGCUCCCAUAUUAACUCCACUGUUAGGGAUGAGUAGCAAAGAGACAUGUAACCCAAAGGGGCAAAGCAGCAUAAGGCCAAAUGUCAAAUUACAAAAUCUCACAAUGCAAAAUGUUUUAAUGACUUGCACUCAUUAACUCACUUCUCUUUAUUAAUAAGAGUCAGGGAGAAAUAAUCCAGCUAUCAAGCAGCACCCAAUGGCCCAGCUGAACACCACUUAGAUAUUGUUGCAACAUGCCAAAGUGCAGAGCAGAUAUACAACAUGCAUUUGUACUAUAAAUAAUGCAGUUUUGCACACAAUGUAUAUUGUCUACUUUUUCUGUCAUAUGUUAUACACUGUAUUGUACUCUGUACAGAUCAGUUUUCUCAUAUUGAAAGUUGUUGUGUUUCCAAGGAGUAGGGGCAGUCAUUUCUGGCCAUACACAGGGGCUCUUUUAUCAACACUGGGCAAAUUUGCACAUGGGCAGUUACCUAUAGA